AUGCAGAUAUUACCUCUUAUUUUACACAAUACUUGGAAAGAUUUCUUUGACUCAUCAAUUUCAUACACACUUUACAGAAAAAAGCGCGAAUACCUCAAUGCCAGUCCAACAAAUAGCUAUUACAUUUCUCAUUGUCUCUUUAUUUAUCUUAACCAGACAGGUGCAAUUCGAAUCACAGAUACAUCAACAAAUCAUCUCAAAUUUCUCAUUGACACCAGCUCAUUUGACAAAUGUGAGCAUCAAACCGAUCAAGGCGGUUCCUUUUUCAUGAUUUCGAACAAAGGUGAGUGUAUUCAAAACAAAAUCUGCAGUUUUAACUCCAAAUCGCCAAAAGAAGGCACAUACUGCAAAGUUACCGUUUCAUCUACAUCUCCAUUUAAAAAUUACAUUCUUGAUUCAUCAAUUUCCACCAGCGGCGAUGAUAGUUUCCAAGGAACACGUAAUAUCUAUUUAUACAACGGCGAAACCCACAUGAAAUCAAUUAAUAUUUCAUUUUCAAAACUUGAAUUGAGAAAUUUAUACGAAUUUUAUUGCUGUUCUAAUUCAAACGUUUCACUUUCAACAUUUUCGAAUAACACAUCUACGAUCACUGAAUAUCAUCAAGAAUAUCACACUGGCUCAUCUGAUUCAAUCGAAUUUAAAGUUCUUUUUUGCAAUUACUUCGCAAAUAGCUGUAAUUACUUCAUCGCCACAGAUUAUGAUUUGAUUUUAUCUAAUUGCAGCUUUAAUAAAAAUAAUAUCCGAUUUUGGUAUUUCACACAUACCAAUAAUAAACAAGUUCAACUUAAAGGAUGCUAUUUUAACGAUCCUGGUCCUAUUUCAUUUGGAUCUGUCACAAUAACAGAACAAGUUAUUUCAAAUUAUCCAGAUAACAAUUAUUUAUCUAAUACUUGCUUACGCAUGAUCGAAGAAGAUACAGAAGAUGAAGAAAUUAAAGUCAACAAUAAAAGAAGAAAUAAAUUUAUUUUUUUGAUUUUUCUUGCUUCUCUUUAA
Trichomonas vaginalis G3 is the source of this 993-nucleotide messenger RNA. RefSeq lists its product as uncharacterized. Lineage: Eukaryota; Parabasalia; Trichomonadida; Trichomonadidae. The record is from RefSeq and is a predicted model, not a curated record. The coding region runs from base 1 to 993 and encodes 330 amino acids. The transcript has a single exon.